Vitrella brassicaformis is the source of this 5000-nucleotide messenger RNA. Lineage: Eukaryota; Vitrellaceae. The record is from the annotation of a GenBank genome assembly.
AGGAGAGAGAGUUGGGCCUGAUUUGAGGCUGACGUGGCCACCGAGGACCUCACACGAUGGUCAUUUAUCGUGUCUUGAUUCCUCUCCCACCCAAGUAGGGAAGGACCCAGACCCAUCAUGAUGAUGACUCCCCAGCAGCUGAGGAGCCACGUCCGCACCCUCUGCCCCUUCGCCAACCCCCACUCAGCCCCCGUCCCCCCCUACCCCGUCGCUUCGGCCUUCUGCCACAGCAUCAGGCUGCCCCAGUGGACUCAGAAGACACAGACGCGCCCGUUCUGCGGCGGCACCUGGCACACCGCCGCGCGGCUGUCGAGAGGCAAGGUGGACGACUAUGUCAGCCGGCGCGACACGUACGACCCCUACUGGGGCAAUGAGAGCCGGCAUCUGCUGCGGGCGAGUGACCAUGUGUGGCGGGGCGAGGGCGAGGUCGAUAUGGAGGACUUUGGGAGCGGCAGUGGGAGUGGGAGUGGCGGUGGGAGCAAUGGCGCUGUGACGGAGCGGGGAGGCGGCGGUGUGGUCGGCGGUUGGGGCGGUGGAGGCUCUUCUCACUUCCCCAGUGCGCGCCAGCUCAAGUAUCAUUUUCUGAACGCGGCGGUGCCUAUGGUUGGGUUUGGGUGGAUGGACAACACCGUCAUGAUACAGGCGGGCGAGAUGGUGGACACCACCAUCGGAGGUAGGUAGGCUAGAUAGGCUCGGGAGAUGGUCAGGAGAGCUACAUAUAGACCACAAUCGAGCCAGUCAAUGGUCAUGUGUGUCGUGUCGUUGGUGCGUUUGUGUGCCCGUCACGUACUGCAGUGACAUUUGGUUUGAGCACCCUGACUGCGGCGGCCUUCGGGCAAGUCUUCUCAGACGUCAGCGGGGUGUGCUUCGGAGGGACCGUCGAAGCUAUCGCCAAGUGAGUAUACAGAACCACAUACACAUACACACACACACACACACACACGCCACGCCCUCCAGACACACACGCCUGUGUGUGUUCGUGGCUGGAAUGAGCAGCAAGUUGGGAUUGCCCCAGCCCAACUUCACCGAGGAGCAGCGGGGCUCGGGGGCAGUGCGGCUUAUCGGCACCGUCGGCAGGGCCGUCGGAGUCGUUGUUGGUACGCCCCGAACACACACACAUACACGCCCAACAAACUGCACCGCAACCACCUCAUUGGUCCAUCCAUAUGCGUGUGGAUUGGGUGUGUUGUGUCAUCAUACUCGUGUGCUGUGCUGUGCUGUGCUGUGCUGUGCAGGCUGUGUGAUGGGCAUGACGAGUCUGUUGUUCAUGGACUUGGAGAAGACGGAGCUCUUGAAGCGGCAGGCCGAGCUAGAGACCAUCUUCUCGACCGUCAUCAAGAGCGCCGAGCGGCUCAUCAAAGCCAACUGCGUCCUCUACCUCAGGGGUACGCGCCCACCCACACACACACAUACACAUACGUGGUUGAGACGGGCGCAAUCAUCCCUGUCCAAUCAUGGCAGAUGAGCUGAACCAGGUCUGGAUAGAGUAUCGCCCAGUGGUUCGGCCCAGCAACGCUACAGCAGCUAGCAGCAGCGGCAGCAAGACCCCCCUCGCACAGUCCCAAUCCCUCCCCCUCUCCCCCUCCACCGCCACGUCAGAAGACAUCCCCCCGGCCCCCUCGCCCUUUCUGGCUCUGAGCCUGCCCCCGUUCCCCCUCCCCUCGUUGAGGUGGUUCUCCCUCUCGUCGCUGUUUCCCUUCUCUCGGUCGAGCUACUCGCAGAGCGCGGCGUCGGUCGAGCAGUCAUCUGACGGCAAGAGGGAGAGUGCUGCUGGUGGUGGUGGUGGGACGGGCAUCCUUGGUUGGCGGGGUGAGGGGCGGAGCAAGAAGAAGGGCGCGGAGGGGCCGCGGCAGAUACCAUUUGUCGACACGGAGGGAGGGGUCAUUGAGUACACCUAUCAGCAGAAAAAGGUGGGCUGUAUAAAGCACAUGGAUGGAUGGAUGUGUGUGUGUGUGUGUGUGUGUGUGCAGCCUGUGAUCAUCGGCCAGAAGCGUUGGACCAAGGAGAGGAGGUUCCAGCUGGAGAGCUCCAUCAAGUCGCUCCUCUGCUACCCCGUGUUCGACGACGCCGACCCGUCCAAAGUCAUCGGCGUGAUACAGUUCAGCAACAAGCGCAACACAGACACCGGAGAGACCAUCAAUUUCAAGCGGUACGCAAGGCAAUGCAGGCAGGGAGAGAGGGAUCGGUGUGGAUGGAAUGUGUGUGUGUAUGCGUGUGUGUGUGUGUGUGUGCAGGGACGACGAGAAGCUGGCCAAAAUGUUGAGUGAGCAUCUGUCGCUCUAUGUCGCUCUAGCCACACACCACCAACACACCGUAAGCACACACACACACACACACAUCCAGGAAGACCUCUCCCUCCCUCCCUCCCUCCCCCACACCACACACUCACACCAUGCCAUGUGUGUCCUCACUUGAACGAACAGGAAACCGACGAGCGCACCGACCCGAUCAUCAACGAAGCCUGGGUGACCCCUCUCGAGGACAACCUCUUCCGCGACCCAUUCUCCUCACCCACAGCAGUCGAUGCACGCGUGGCCCUCUCUGUCUCAUCCCCCGCUGCGCCCCCCUCCCCGUCAGCGGCCACAGCCGCCACCAAGGAGGCCGUCAAGGAGCUGUCGACCAAGGUGACACAGAAGACGCGGGAGCUGAUGAACAGUGUCAAGGAGAAGGUGCGCCUGCCGGCCAGUGACCUCUCCCACCCGCCGCCCAUGUCCGACGGCCCGUGUGUGAUGCUCUCUCUGGGGUCGGACAGCAGCAGGAGCAGCACCAGCACCACCACCAGCGGCAGCACGACCACGAGCGUGAGCCCCGUUUCCUCUAGUGCUGCUCACGCUGGCAGUGGUGCUGCUGGUGGUGGUGGUCAUGACGGCCAUGCGGGUUCGUUGCUGGCUGCUGCCACCACUUCUGAGGGCAUGGUUGACCACAGCCACAACCAAGAGGGCGCGAAGGGACACGAUGCGUGUGAUGCGGCGGGGAGCGGAGGAGGGGCCGAACGGAAGUCGGGCGAAGACUAGCUGGCUUGAUUGGAUGAGGGAGGGAGGAGUGGCGGGGUGGUGGGUGGAUGGAUGGAUGGAUGUGUGUGCGUGGUGCCCUAGUUGACGUGUCUGCCUGCCUGCCUGCCUGCCUCCCUGCCUGUGAGAGUGUGUUCUUCUCUUCUGCUGUGUGGUGUAUGUUAUGUAACUCUCUCUCUCUUCUUAUCUCUCUGCAUAGCUAUACCUGCCUGCCUAACGUCAGUAACAUAUACAGGUGUCUGUGUGUGUGUGUGUGUGUGUGUACGGCCCCGUAACAUACUCUUCCUUCCUGGCUUCAUUCCGUCCCUUCAUGUGUGCAGCAAGAAUUGGUGCCUGCCACCAGGGCGCGGCGCCCCAGCCAGCCCGUCGCUGUCUAUUACUCCCCUCCCCUCCUCCCUCCCUCCCUCCCUCCCUCUUGUCUCAUAGUCACCCGAAUGCCCCUGACACAGUGAUGGUUGGCCGGUGGGGGGGUGGGUGGGUGGGUGGGUGAGAGACAGAGUGAGAGAGAGGGUGCCUUCGUGCAUUCUUGGUUUGUUGGUUCGUUCGUUCCUUCAUUCAUACCAUUCCCCGUGUGCAGGUGAGUGAGUGAGUGGGUGGGUGCGUGAGCAGAUACAAUGACCGACCGACCGACCGACCGACCUGCCGUCUUGCUGUCCUGACUGACACACGCACACAUGGAUGGAUGGAUGGAUGUAGGGAUGGACACACACGCAGGGUUGAUUUUGACCUACCUUCAUGUCUGUGUGUGUGACGAUCUAUCUAUCUAUCUUCCUUCCGCCCGCGCUAUAGUCACACACACACACACACACGCACACCCUCACAUCACACAACACACACGAUCAGUUUUGUCGCCCAUCCAUCCACCCACCUACGCGAUUCUCUCUCUCCAUCUGUAUGUCUGUGUGUCUGCCUGUAGCUUUACGUCCGUCCUGCGAUCGAUCAGGGCCUGGCCUGAUCUGGGCGAGGGGGCUCCCGGCCUCUUUAUCGGUUGGUUGCUAUGUGUGUGUGGACGUGUGUCUCACCAUCUCACUCACUCACUCAUCCACCCGUUUCUCGUGCCGCUAGCUAUGCUGUGAAGGGCUCCAUCAAGUGGGGCGCAAUGGGCACUGCAACGCACUGCAAGCGAGCCACUCCAUCUUUUUAAAGGCUAUGAUUGCAUGCUUGAUUACCGGACCGGGCCACAGAGAGAGAGGAGUGUGUUUGUGGGGUGGGGAGAGAGGCUCCUGUCUCGCAGGGAGGGAGGGAGGGUUGGGGAGCAUUCGUGGGUGUUUCUGCUGACGCGCACUCCAUCCAUCCACUCACCAUUCGCCACACACACGCUCACACAGAGACAUUAGCGGCCAUUCGCCAAGCACAAAAUGCGUCCUCACGCUCUCACUGCUGCUUCCCAUUCAUUGACUCGCCUGCCUUACCUGCCCAUGCCAGCCAGCCAGCCAGCCAGCCAUUUUCUGCCCCUUGUUGUCUCUCUGUCUGUCUAGCUAUACAUCUCAAGUGUCUCUGUCUGCCUCAUUGUCUGACUGUCUGUCUGUCUGUCUGCCACGGGGGGGCACCUCUUUUUCUCUUUAUGAGAGGGAGCGCAGGGAGCGAUCUGGUGCAAUACGUAUAUCUGAUGAUGGUGGCGAACACGGCAACGCCCGGCCUGUCUACAAACCUGUUUGACAUGAGUGCGUGUGUGUGUGUGUGUGCGAGUGACAAUCCAUCCAUCCAUCCAUCCACCGUGUGUUGGCUGCCAGCUGUUUGAUGGUGUGACGACUGACUGACUCACUGACUGACUGACGAGCACAGAACGAUCAAGUUUUGCGCGGUUUUGGCGAGGACAUGACAUGACAUCACAUGCAGGGUUGCGGUGCAUUCUAUGGGGGUGGGAGCGGGCGGAGCGUGGCGCGGUGUGGACAUGGCUGGCAUAUGACUGACAGGCAUGGCAUGCAAGGGGUGAGACCUAUCUACCUCCCUCCAAAGCUCGUUUUGAAACACCAACUUUCUGUCCAG